AUGGCUGCCAUUGCGGCAUCUGCUGCCGCUACUGCUGGCCUCAUCUACGCCGACUACUCUCUCGGUGUGUCACGCGACAUCUCCCAGUACCGACGCGACAAAUCAUUUACCAAACGCUUCCCCCAAUUCAUAUCUAGACUUGGCCCUCAAUCACCGCAUCUAUAUCGUAUGCUGGAACUUGCCGACCCAAAUGCCGAUGCCUUAUGUUUCGAAGGUCGAUCUUGGAAUUACCGUGCCAUGAAACAGCAAGUGGAUGACUUGGCCGUGGGCCUGAGCAAGAGUCUCAACGUCAAGAAUGGCGACAUCGUUGCUGUGUUCAUGGUCAACUCGCCCGAGAUGGUCUUUGCCGUGUUUGCCUUGACGAGACUAGGAGCGGCACCGGCAUUAAUCAAUAAUGCCUUACGAGACGACACCCUCUUACACUGCGUGCGACUUCCUUCCUCGCAUCUCAUUCUCAGCACCCCCGACCUUGCUCCCUACGCUGCGUCGGCGGCGAAAUCAUUGAGCGGCAGCAUCAAGACCGUCAGAUUGAACUUGGGUUCGUUUCGACCCACCCCCAUUCCCAGCGAAGACAUCAUGGAUUUCCCCUUUCCCGACCCAUCGACAUCUCCGGCCUUCUCUCUACCACCUAUACCACCCCAGUCCCUCGCCUCAGUCGCGGCAUUAAUCUACACCUCCGGGACGACCGGCAAGCCAAAAGCCUGCCGCGUCAAAAACGCUCUGAUCUGCGCCACCGCAUGCACCACAUCGGUAGACCACGCCCACCGCCAAAAAUACCUCGACGGACUCCGCAUCUAUUCAUGCAUGCCCCUGUUUCACGGCACAACCUUUUUCACGGGCCUCUGCUACUCGGUCGGCAACAGCGGGUGUUUCUGCAUCGGACGAAAAUUCUCCGCCCGGAAUUUCUGGAAGGACGUCCACGAAUGCCGCGCCACUCGCAUCCUGUACGUCGGCGAACUCUGCCGAUUCCUCCUCGCAACCCCCAAAGGAGACUUUGACCGUAAACACAACGUCCUCGUCGCCGCGGGCAACGGUCUGCAGAAGGACGUGUGGAUUGCCUUCCAACGCCGCUUCGGCGUCAACGAGGUCCGCGAAUUCUACCGCUCCACCGAAGGGCUGGUCAAAUUCGACAACAUCCACCGCCAGAGCCGGCCUGGCGCAGGCAAAGUCGGGUAUCUAGGUGUCUUGCGUAACAAGGUUCUCGAAAAGGACCAAUUCAUCGUGAAAUUCGACUACGAUACCGAAAUGCCCAUCCGCGACCCACGGACGGGGUUCUGCCAGAUCGCUCCUCGCGGCGAACCCGGCGAAGCCAUUGCCCGCAUCCACUCCAUGGAGACAUAUACCGACUACCAUGGAAACGUGGCUGCGACGGAGCAGAAGCUGCUCCGGGACGUCUUUGCGAAGGGCGAUCUCUGGCAACGCAGUGGCGAUCUGCUGGUCCAGCAGCCGGACGGCUGGGUUAGGUUUGUUGACCGCAUCGGCGAUACGUACCGUUGGAUGGGCGAGAAUGUGUCGGCGGGCGAGGUGCGGAUGUUUAUUUCAGAAUUACCCGGUGUCAAAGAUGCGGUGGUCGUUGGGCGCCGUCUCGACAAGUACGAGGGACAAGUUGGAACCGCGCUCGUGGUAUUGGAUGCUCCCCGUGACAAGACGAGGGAAGAAGUAUUCAUGGCGCGUCUGUUCAAAGACCUGCGCAGUAAAGGUGUGCCACGAUACGCUGUUCCGAGGUUAGUGAUGGUGCGCGACGAGUUGGUCGAUGUCGGAGAUACGUUCAAGCAUGUGAAGGCCGUGGUUAAGAAUAUUGAUUGGGGAUCCGGUCAGCCUGAUAAGGCCGGGGAUGGGAGGAAGUAUGUCCUCGACUUGGAGGAAGAGGUGUUUAAACCGCUCGACCAGGGCAGGUGGAGUGGGAUCCUCGAAGGAAAGGCAAAGCUGUGA
Molecule: messenger RNA, 1932 nt
Organism: Rhinocladiella mackenziei CBS 650.93
Lineage: Eukaryota; Fungi; Ascomycota; Eurotiomycetes; Chaetothyriales; Herpotrichiellaceae
Exons: 1
Coding region: 1-1932 (643 amino acids)
Molecular function (GO): long-chain fatty acid transmembrane transporter activity; long-chain fatty acid-CoA ligase activity
Source: RefSeq, a predicted model, not a curated record